Messenger RNA from Neoarius graeffei (lesser salmon catfish), 1689 nucleotides. RefSeq names its product proteasome 26S subunit, non-ATPase 5 (gene psmd5). The record is from RefSeq and is a predicted model, not a curated record. Lineage: Eukaryota; Metazoa; Chordata; Actinopteri; Siluriformes; Ariidae. Bases 7 to 1521 code for a protein of 504 amino acids. Gene Ontology annotation, cellular component: cytosol. Gene Ontology annotation, biological process: proteasome assembly. The transcript has 10 exons.
AGCAUCAUGGCGGCGGUUAUCGGAAGUUUGCUAGCAGAAAUAGCCGAAAUGGAGGAUCCAGUUGAGGGACUCAGGAGCCUUCGGACGGCUGUUUUGGCGACUCCGGUUAGCUCUUUGAGGGAAACCUUAUCCGUUGCGCAGCUGGGAAUCAUUUUCUCGCUGCUGAACACGAAUGACAAGGAGCAGAUAGAAGUUUGUGUGGAGAUUCUGGGACGAGUCUUGGAGGUAUUGGAUCCUGCCCACCUGGCUCGCAACUGCAAAGUGGAGCUCCAGAGUGGACUUAACCAUCCGGAUAAUUCUGUCCGAGUGCUCGCCCUCACUCAGAUUGGCCGGGUGCUCAGCAGUGCUGAUGGGAUUGCACAGGUGACAAAUAAUCCCGAGAUUCUCCAAGAUGUGAUCCAGUGCAUGGGGGUAGAAAGUGUAGGUGUAUCUAAAGAGGCGAUAUCUGCCCUCAGCAAGCUAAGCAACACCAAGGCAGGGCUUGACACGCUGUUUCACUCCGAUUUGUUAAAAAAUCUCAAAGAAGUGAUGGACAUCAGUGACGUUGUCAGAUACAGAGUAUAUGAGCUGGUGGUGGAGAUUUCCUCUGUGUCCCCUGUCUCACUGGGUUACUGCGCCAGCAGCAGCUUUGUCUCUAAACUACUUGAGGAACUGACUGGAGAUGAUGUUCUUAUCAGAGCAACAGCUAUAGAGAUGGUCACUGGUCUGGCCCGGAGCCAACAUUGCCGUCAGUACCUGGCGCAGAAGGGAAUCAUAGAUAAAAUAUCCAACAUGAUUGUGGCCGCGGACUCGGAUCCCUUCUCCAGUUUCUACCUGCCAGGCCUGGUGAAGUUCUUUGGGAACCUGGUCAUCAUGGACAGCCCACAGCAGGUGUGUGAGAAUUACCCAGUAUUCCUCAACAUGGUGUUUGCCAUGGCAGUGUCCUCUGACUCCACACAGAUCCCUGUUGCCCUGGAUACACUGGGAGUGCUUGGUGGUACUGUUGAAGGCAAACAAGUCCUGUACAAAACAGGUGAACAGUUUAACACCGUGAUAAAGCGAAUGAGUGAGUUAGCCCAAGGUAAAGCUACUGAUCUCAGAGUGAGGAGUCUGGAGGCCAUUGCUCAGCUACUCACACUGCCCGUGGAGCAGCAGACGGAUGAUCUGUUGCGGCUAACGGAAUCGUGGUUCUGCUCUCUGAGCUCUAAUCCGAUGGAAAUGAUCAGGAACAUCAGCAGCCAGCCGUUCCCUGAGUUGCACUGCAGCGCACUACGCAUAUUCACUGCAAUUGCAUGUCAGGCUUGGGGCCAGCGAUUGAUGAUGUCAUCACCUGGAUUUGCUGAAUGGGUGGUGGAGCGCUCUGUUAGUAAGGGGAAGGAGGCAAAGGACUGUAAAUUCGAGCUGGUCGGUGCCCUGUUGAGCUCAUCUAGCACACAAGAAAUCUUUGGCCCUCAAAAUUACUUGAAGCUGAAAACGUACCUAAAGGAGGGGCCCUACUACGUCAACGCCAUAGCCUCCAUCACCACUGAAGGAGCAGACUAAGUUAAAAAGUACAAAAGGAAAUUCUUUCCCUCUUGGCAUAAAAACUCUGAAUCACUAACAAGUUACUAUUACGGAUUGAGACAAACACACGCACCAGUUAUACUCAUCCUAUUGUUACUGGAACCAAUUCAGCCAUUUUCCUUUUGGAAUAAAAACUCGCAUUACUCA